AUGCUGUCGCGUCCAUCUGGAGUUGUCGCGAAACGCUUUGCUUCGGCCGCCGCCAAGUCAGCCGGAGUCCAAGAAAGAACCACCGUCCUGGAAAACGGUCUCCGUGUCUCGAGCGUCGAAUUGAAUGGAGCCACUUCCUCCAUCGUAUUGGCAUUCCGUGCAGGCAGUCGUUAUCAACCAGCUAACAAGCAAGGACUCACCCACCUCAUCCGCAACAGUGUCGGACGUGAUGCUCCAGAAUUCCCAGGAUUGGCUCUCGUUUGGAAUACUGCUCAAAACGGAGGACAAUUGACCGCCGUUUCCAACCGUGACGUUCUCGCCAUUGAAGUCAACGUUGUCCGUGAUCAAUCCGCCGUCGCCCUCUCGCUUCUUGGACAACUCGGAAAUAAUGCCUUCAAGCCAUGGGAUGUUGAAGACGUCAAGCACGACACCCUCCCAGCUGACGCCACCUACCUCACCGGAACCACCAUUGCAUUUGAGCAACUUCACCAAGCUGCCUUCAGAAACGGAGGUCUUGGACUCUCCAACUACAGCGUCAACAACGUCUCUGCUAAGGACUUGUCUGCUUUUGCCAAGGAACGACUCGUCGCUGGAGAAGCUGUUCUUGUCGGAGUCAACGUUGAUCAUGACACUCUCGUCCAAGCCGGAAACUCCCAAUUCCCACUUGGUCAAGGACAAGCCGCCAAGGCUGCACCAGCCAAAUAUUUUGGAGGAGAGAUUCGCAAAGAAGGACGUGGAAACCGAUCGUAUGUUGCCAUCGCCGGAGAGGGAUCUUCCAUCACUUCUGUCAAGGAUGUUGCCGUUCAAGCCGUUGUUGCUCAAAUUCUUUUGAGCGCUGCUCAAAAAAUCACCUCUGAGGCCAUCUCAGUGAAUGUCAACUACCAAGAUGCCGGACUUGUUGGAGUUCAAUUUUCUGCCGAUAACUCAAAAAUCACCGAAAUCUCCAAAUCUAUUGCCGCUGCUAUCAAGAAAGCUAAUGCCAACGGACUCGACAGUGCUAAGAGCGCCGCUUCUGUCCAAGUUCUCUCGGAGGCUCAAAAUGCUUCCGGAGUCGCUUUGGAGAAGGCCACCCAAGUUCUCGCUGGAGUCGACGCUUCGCCACGUGAUAUCUCGGAUGCCAUCAAGGCAGUUACUGCUCAAGACGUCACCCAGGCUCUGUCUCGUGUCAAUGGAAAACUUUCUCUCGCUGCCUAUGGAAGCACCGCCCUUGUUCCGUACCUCGACGAGCUGUGA
Caenorhabditis remanei is the source of this 1233-nucleotide messenger RNA. RefSeq lists its product as uncharacterized. Gene Ontology annotation, molecular function: metal ion binding. The transcript has 7 exons. NCBI's taxonomy places the organism in Eukaryota, Metazoa, Nematoda, Chromadorea, Rhabditida, Rhabditidae. The record is from RefSeq and is a predicted model, not a curated record. Gene Ontology annotation, cellular component: mitochondrion. Bases 1 to 1233 code for a protein of 410 amino acids.